AUGUCCUUCUCAUCAAUUUAUAAAACCUUUUUCAAACGGAACGCCGUUUAUGUUGGUACCAUUUUUGCUGGUGCCUUUGUUUUCCAAACUGUAUUUGAUACUGCCAUUACCUCGUGGUACGAGAAUCAUAAUAAGGGGAAAUUAUGGAAAGACGUCAAGGCUCGAAUAGCCGCAGGUGACGGAGACGAUGACGACGAUGAAUAA
Saccharomyces kudriavzevii IFO 1802 is the source of this 204-nucleotide messenger RNA. RefSeq names its product ubiquinol--cytochrome-c reductase subunit 9 (gene QCR9). The record is from RefSeq and is a predicted model, not a curated record. The coding region runs from base 1 to 204 and encodes 67 amino acids. The transcript is spliced from 2 exons. Lineage: Eukaryota; Fungi; Ascomycota; Saccharomycetes; Saccharomycetales; Saccharomycetaceae. Gene Ontology annotation, biological process: mitochondrial electron transport, ubiquinol to cytochrome c.